CCCCUUCUCUGACAACGAGACGUAGCGCUACCAUUAUGUAAAAGUUCGUCUGCACAAAUAGCACAACUCAACUCAAAAAAGCCCACUGCCCCCAACAAUAUCUCCAUCUUCGCAUGCAAACAAAUCUCUCUCUCUCUCUCUCUCUCCGUAUAUACAUUAUAUAUGUGUGUGUAUUAUCUGUCUCUCUAAAAUGGUUAGCAGAUAUGGGAACAGCUUCAUGGAUAAGCUGCAAAGAGGGGUUUUAAGAAAUGAAAAUAGAUGGAAAUACAGGAAGACAGUUCACAGGAGGACCAAAGAAAACUUAAAUUUAUGAUAGAAUGUAGACAUGUCCAGAGGGUGGGGCCAACGGUGUUCGGAGAGUGAGAGGCGGGUGGCCGGAGGAUGGGGCCGACGGUGUCGUGAAAGGGAGACGCAGAUGGUGGCGACGGUGUCUGCGAGAGGGAGAGCGAGAGAGUCAGUCGUGUCUGAUACAUGUCUGAUACAGAGGGGGAGAGAGAGAGAAAGAGAGACGGUUUUGGAUCAUUUAUCACAGUGGUCUUUUUAUCGCCCCUAUAAACCAAUCUGUAAAUGUCUUUCUUACAAAUAGCACAACUCGGAGCACUAUAAGUUGCAGAACUUUCAUCCCUUGCGAUGCACAAAACCCGAAAACAAGAUGAAGACUACCACAACUUCAUUGCUUCCGUUUGUUCUUGUUCUUUUGUUUUGGAGUCCAUUAUCAGCUUCAGUAGGUAGUGUUGAAGAUUUUCUUCAAUGCCUUCCCCUUCAAUUUCAUAACUCAAUCUUACAGGUAACUUACACCCCGAAAGACUCUUCUUUUCUAACUGUGUUGCAGUCCUCCAUUCAGAACUUGAGAUUUGCAUCUCCCUCCACGCCCAAACCUCUGGCCAUUGUUACACCUGUAGAGGAAUCCCAAAUCCAGGCAACCGUCUACUGUGCAAAACAGCAUGGCUUGCAGAUCAGAGUUCGAAGUGGCGGGCACGACUUUGAGGGUCUUUCGUAUGUUUCUAAGGUCCCUUUUGUCAUUCUGGACCUGGUAAACCUUCGAUCGAUCAGUGUUGAUGUUGAAAACAAAACUGCUUGGGUUCAAACUGGGGCGACUGUUGGAGAACUGUAUUAUGGAAUUGCCGAGAAGAGUAAAACUCUAGGCUUUCCUGCUGGAAUUUGUCCUUCGGUUGGUGUUGGUGGACACUUCAGUGGGGGAGGGUAUGGCCCGCUACUCCGCAAAUACGGCUUUGCUGCUGAUAAUAUUGUCGACGCUCUGAUAAUGGACGAUUCAAGCAACAUCCGCGAUCGAACAUCCAUGGGGGAAGACCUAUUCUGGGCUAUCAGAGGAGGUGGAGGGGCUAGCUUUGGAAUCGUUCUAGCAUGGAAAAUAAAGUUGGUCGAUGUCCCCCCAACUGCAACUGUUUUCACAGUUUACCGAACCUUAGAACAAAAUGCAACGAAACUUGUACAUAAGUGGCAGUACGUUGCGCACAAGUUCCCUGACGAACUUUUCAUCGAGAUUGAACUCGUGGCAAACUCUAGCGAGAACGGGAAGAGAACAAUAAGAGCUUCGUUCAACUGCUUGUUCCUGGGCAGAGCUGAUAAACUCAUCAAGAUGAUGCAAGAAAAAUUCCCAGAAUUGGGUGUGACUAAACAAGACUGCAGCGAAAUGAACUGGAUUGAAUCCGCACUGUACUUUGCGGCCUUUGGCGGCUAUCCUGACGGACCCCUUGAGGUUUUGCUGAAUAGGACGUACACGGAUAGAGACCAUUUCAAAGCAAAAUCAGAUUAUGUGCAAAAACCCAUCUCGGUGAAAGGAUUGGAAGGGAUAUGGGAAAGGUUUCAUGAAGAAGAUGUUAACACGGGUGUGGUGAUGUUUUUGGUCCCAUAUGGUGGCAAAAUGGAACGGGUUUCAGAAAAAGCAAUCCCUUUUCCACAUAGAGCGGGGAACAUAUACAAAAUCGUGUACUUUGUUGGGUGGGAUGAAGAAGGAAGAGCAGCAUCCGAGAGGCAUGUGAAUUGGAUCAGAAGGCUCUACAGUUACAUGACUCCUUUUGUUUCCAAGUCUCCCAGAGCUGCGUAUAUCAAUUACAGAGAUCUCGACAUCGGAAUGAACAGCGAAGGAAACACGAGCUACGCACGGGCAAGUGUCUGGGGCCUUAAAUAUUUCAAGGGAAACUUCAAGAGACUGGUGCAAGUGAAGACCAAGGUUGAUCCAAGCAAUUUCUUCAGAAAUGAACAGAGCAUUCCCCCCAUCACGUCUUAAAAGUUUUCGGGCUGCUGUAACUUAAUCGUAUCCAUCUCUUGCUCAGGGCUGCUGUAUGACAUUUUCUGAUCUAUCAUCCGCCAGUAAGGAUAUUGUGUUUGUCUCCUAAAGUUUGAAGUUAGUCUUGGACAACUGCUAUUCAAGGUGUUGCAAAUAAUAUAUGGGUUCCUUGCCUGCCU
Diospyros lotus (date-plum) is the source of this 2430-nucleotide messenger RNA. Its product is annotated as tetrahydroberberine oxidase-like. The record is from RefSeq and is a predicted model, not a curated record. Lineage: Eukaryota; Viridiplantae; Streptophyta; Magnoliopsida; Ericales; Ebenaceae. The transcript is spliced from 2 exons. The coding region runs from base 653 to 2251 and encodes 532 amino acids. Gene Ontology annotation, molecular function: oxidoreductase activity; FAD binding.